Messenger RNA from Fonsecaea erecta, 747 nucleotides. RefSeq lists its product as hypothetical. NCBI's taxonomy places the organism in Eukaryota, Fungi, Ascomycota, Eurotiomycetes, Chaetothyriales, Herpotrichiellaceae. The record is from RefSeq and is a predicted model, not a curated record. Gene Ontology annotation, biological process: protein folding; protein complex oligomerization; response to salt stress. The transcript has a single exon. The coding region runs from base 1 to 747 and encodes 248 amino acids.
AUGCCUCCGUUGAACCUCAACGCAGUCCUGAAACCACCACACGUUACAUUCGACUCGCAUGGGCCGUACCACCGCUCGUCUGUGCGCUCCGUGCUCGACUACCUCGGCGCGGGCGAGCUUGACUCCGUCCUAGACCAGAAACACCACCGCCGCCACAGCCAGGGCCGCUCGGUGUACCAGGAGGACGUCGUCUUCCCGAACUUCAGCGUCAGAGAGACAGCUGAGGCGUACUUCCUGGAAGGCGACUUCCCGGGUAUCCACAACCCCAACGACAUCAGGAUCGAGAGGCUGGGUUCCCAGGGCCUAGUGGUCGAGGCUCAGGCGCCGGAGAUCGACCUAUACCGCGAAUGGGGUGAAGUCUUGGGCAUCCGGCCAGGGAGGGACGUGCGGGUGGAAAGGGGCCCCGGCCCCGCGGCCUCGGAGGGUUCUCUCGACCACGACCACGACCACGACCAUGAUCACGACCAUGCCAAAGCUGCCGAAGGCGACAAGCCACACGGCGACAUCAGACCGAAUAGAUUGCAUCGCAGGGAAUCCUCCUCGCGCGCCGAGGAGGACGAGCCCUCGACCACGACGUUGCUCUCGGAACGGCACGCCGGCCGGUUCCUGCGGUCCUUCACCUUCCCACAUACCGUGGACCUGGACCGCAUGAAGGCGCGGCUCAAAGACGGGGUGCUGCGGAUAGCGCUGCCCAAGGCGUCAGUGCGGGAGAGGCGGUCGAGCUAUAAGAUUGAAUAUGGGGGCUGA